GAGAUACCAAAGUUCCCCUAUGCCUCCUACAAUGAGAAGUAUCCACCUGGCAAGCGCACAAAAGAUAAGCCACGUCCAGCUUGGGCUCCUGAAGAUUUUGUUGAGCAUAGCUUCUUGUCCACGAGACCCACCCCAUUUGAGCUGCGCAAUCUCUUUAAGCAAGUGCGUAAUCAUUUCGAGAAGCUAUCACCUGUGACCAUUGAAAGUGAAUCUGAAAAGUUUGACAAAGCCCACAGCACAAGAUACCCCUUACCUCCCCCUGCCACAGAGAAAGAAGACACUUACCAUAUAGUGCGAAUACGGACCCACCAUCGUUUCAAGCACAGUGCGCGUCAGAGAGUUAUCAUGGAGUUCCUAUGUCAAGUUCUAUGAUGGUGUGCUGGAGGAUGUGGAGAAAUUCUUGGUUGCGCUUUAUGGAAAACAUAAUUCGAAGCCAUCCAAAGAAGGCCGUUUGGUGUUUGAGACGAUCUUCGUACUCCUUGGCGAAUGCCCUCGGUUUGGUCCCUUAGAAGAAGAUUCUUGCUGUUCUAUUCUGUUCUGGGACAGAGCUCUGGCUAGGUGCAUUGCUGUUGGGCGGUUGUUUGAUUUGAUCAAAAACUGGAGAAGCCUGUCUUACACAACAUUCUGUUUAUUAUUACUGCUCUUGGAGGAGAGCCUGGUUGCCAAAAUCAAACAAGAACUGCGUGAGGAUGAGACUGAUCUUGGUGCUUUGAUUGAGGAAGUGGAGGAGAACCGUGCUGUGUUGGGAAGGAGAUUUGAAGCCAUCUUUGUGAGC
Messenger RNA from Triticum aestivum (bread wheat), 775 nucleotides. RefSeq lists its product as uncharacterized. The record is from RefSeq and is a predicted model, not a curated record. Lineage: Eukaryota; Viridiplantae; Streptophyta; Magnoliopsida; Poales; Poaceae.